AUGGCCACCAUCCAGUCAGAGACUGACUGUUACGACAUCAUCGAGGUGCUGGGCAAGGGCACCUUCGGGGAGGUGGCCAAGGGCUGGCGGCGAAGCACGGGCGAGAUGGUGGCCAUCAAGAUCCUCAAGAACGACGCCUACCGCAACCGCAUCAUCAAGAACGAGCUGAAGCUGCUGCGCUGCAUGCGGGGCCUGGACCCCGAGGAGGCCCACGUCAUCCGCUUCCUCGAGUUCUUCCACGACGCCCUCAAGUUCUACCUGGUGUUCGAGCUGCUGGAGCAAAACCUUUUUGAAUUUCAGAAGGAGAACAACUUUGCGCCUCUCCCUGCCCGGCACAUCCGCACGGUCACCCUGCAGGUGCUCAGAGCCCUGGCCCGGCUCAAGGAACUGGCCAUCAUCCACGCCGACCUCAAGCCCGAGAACAUCAUGCUGGUCGACCAGACCCGCUGCCCCUUCAGGGUCAAGGUGAUCGACUUUGGCUCCGCCAGCAUUUUCAGCGAAGUGCGCUACGUGAAGGAGCCGUACAUCCAGUCGCGCUUCUAUCGGGCCCCCGAGAUUCUGCUGGGGCUGCCCUUUUGUGAGAAAGUGGACGUGUGGUCAUUGGGUUGUGUCAUGGCCGAGCUGCACCUGGGCUGGCCGCUCUACCCUGGCAACAACGAGUAUGACCAGGUGCGCUACAUCUGUGAGACCCAGGGCCUGCCCAAGCCCCACCUGCUGCACGCCGCCCGCAAGGCCCACCACUUCUUCAAGCGCAACCUCCACCCUGAUGCCACCAACCCCUGGCAGCUCAAGUCUUCGGCUGACUAUCUGGCUGAGACCAAGGUACGCCCGCUGGAGCGCCGCAAGUACAUGCUCAAGUCACUGGACCAGAUUGAGACGGUGAAUGGCAGCGGGGCAGCUGGGCGGCUAACCUUCCAGGAUCGGGAGGCGCUGGCCGAGCACGCUGACCUCAAGAGCAUGGUGGAGCUGAUAAAGCGCAUGCUGACCUGGGAGUCGCACGAACGCAUCAGCCCCAGUGCCGCCCUGCGCCACCCCUUCGUGUCCAUGCAGCAGCUGCGCAGUGCCCAUGAGACCACCCGCUACUACCAGCUGUCGCUGCGCAGCUGCCGCCUCUCGCUGCAGGUGGAGGGCAAGCCCCCCACGCCUGUGGUGGCUGCUUCGGAGGAGGGGCCCCCCUACUACCGCCUGGCCGAGGAGGAGGAGGCCGUGGGUCUCGGCAGCGUGGCGGGCAGUGGGCCCUUCUUCCGCGAGGAGAAGGCGCCGGGCAUGCAAAGGGCCAUUGACCAGCUGGAUGACCUGAGCCUGCAGGAGGCGGGCCAUGGGCUGUGGGGCGAGACCCCCAGUGCGCUGGCCCCACUCAAGGCAGCUGUGGCUGGCCUCCGGGUGCCCGACCCGGGCCCCGAGCCCAUCCUGGCCUUCUACGGCAGCCGGCUAGUGGGCCGCCACAAGGCCCGCAAGCCGCCCACCGGCUCCAAGUCCGACUCCAACUUCAGCAACCUCAUCCGGCUGAGCCAGGCCUCGCCCGAGGAGGAGGGGCCCUGCCGGGGCAGCGGCUGGGCAGAGGGGGAGCACCGCGGGGCCUCCGCAAAGCCGCCCACCAUCCCGAAGCGGGACGGGGACGGGCCGGACGUCAAGGACAUGACGAUGGAUGCUGAGAGGCCGAGCCCUGAGCUCUUCGACCCCAGCACCUGUCCUGGAGAAUGGCUUAGUGAGCCAGACUGGGCCCUGGAGGGCAUCAGGGGCCCACGGGCUCAGGGGCUCCCACACCGCCAUACCCACCCACAUGGUCCACCCCGGACCACCAGCUUUCUGCAGCAUGUCGGCGGGCAGCACUGAUGGUGACCCCACCUCUACCCAUCACUGGUGGCUGAGCUAGCUGGGCUGGCAUCCCUUCCUCAGAGCCAUCCCCUGAACCCACACAUUCUUACAGAAAGUUAUCCAGAAAUUCCCAUUCCCCCACCCACAGUGCAUGCCUGCACAUACCCCCAAACACAGGAGGGCCUUGGUGUCUGGCCUGUGACCACCUCGAUCAGAGGGGCACAGAGAGGUGGCUGCACCCUGUUGGCCCUGAGCACGUU
Molecule: messenger RNA, 2078 nt
Organism: Myotis myotis
Lineage: Eukaryota; Metazoa; Chordata; Mammalia; Chiroptera; Vespertilionidae
Gene: HIPK4
Product: homeodomain interacting protein kinase 4
Exons: 4
Coding region: 1-1836 (611 amino acids)
Biological process (GO): peptidyl-serine phosphorylation; peptidyl-threonine phosphorylation
Cellular component (GO): nucleus; cytoplasm
Molecular function (GO): protein tyrosine kinase activity; protein serine/threonine kinase activity; ATP binding
Source: RefSeq, a predicted model, not a curated record